Molecule: messenger RNA, 432 nt
Organism: Dioscorea cayenensis subsp. rotundata (Guinea yam)
Lineage: Eukaryota; Viridiplantae; Streptophyta; Magnoliopsida; Dioscoreales; Dioscoreaceae
Product: protein PECTIC ARABINOGALACTAN SYNTHESIS-RELATED-like
Exons: 2
Coding region: 1-432 (143 amino acids)
Source: RefSeq, a predicted model, not a curated record
AUGGUGCCAUUUGCAAUAUUCAAGAAGUUAUACCCAUUACCAACAUCAAGAGAUCGUAUGAUAAUUAUCUUUGUUACUAAAGAGGAAUUGGCUAGUAACAAGGAACUAGAUCAUUUCCGAAAACAUGUAACAAGUCUCGCUGCGCUAGACUUCUUGGUUUGCUUAAAGUCCGAUGUAUUUGUGAUGACUCACGGUGGCAAUUUUGCCAAGCUGAUAAUUGGAGCCCGUAGAUACAUGGGACAUCGUCUGAAAUCCAUAAAGCCGGACAAGGGGAUCAUGUCGAAAUCUUUUGGGGACCCCUACAUGGGAUGGGCACCUUUCGUCGAUGAUGUUGUGGUGACACACCAGACCCGAACUGGUCUUCCUGAGGAGACAUUUCCUAACUAUGAUUUGUGGGAGAAUCCUCUAACACCAUGCAUGUGUAGAGCAUAG